AUGACCGUCUCUGGGUGCGGCAGCCCGGCCACGACCGUGCUGUUGGGAGCAUUCCUGAUGCUUGCAGGCGCAAUAGUCGGUGGCGCGCUGCCGCUCUACGUGGGAAUUACUGGCAACGGAGCAGACCUGACGUCAGGUGUCGCUGCCGGUUGCUUGGUGGGUUGUGUACUGGGGGUCAUUCUCCCAGAGGCAUUCCAUGUUAUCCAGGAUAUGCACAAACCCAGUGGCGAACAAGAUUCUGAACACCAAGGGGAAGGGGUUGAAGAGUGGCUGAUUGGUAUCAUUCUGAUUGCUGGAUAUCUGGGAAUGUUGGCUUUAUCGAACUUGUUGCCUCAUUCACACACAUCCAGCCACCAAAUUGGUCUAAAUACAGGACUUCAUGGCGCAGCAAAAGAAAAAAAGGGAGUUGGUAUGAGAAGGUUGCUUGUCGGAUUGGUUGCCCACUCAGUUGCUGAUGGCCUUGCUGUGGGAGCAGCUGGAUUGGCAAACAAUGCUUGUGUGACAUUGCUGGUGGGUGUUGCAAUGGUUCUUCACAAAGGCCCAGUUGCCUUUGGCUUCACUACCUACCUCUUAUCUACAGGGGAAAGCAAGCCAGCCAUUCAACAAGGGCUGCUGAUAUUCUCGGUGGCAUCCCCAGCGGCAGCCAUCAUUACGUACGGCCUGCACGAUUGGGUCCCAGCCUUACAAGAAGCCAACAACAUUGGCUUGGUCAUGAUCUUUUCAGCUGGCAGCUUCCUUUAUGUUGCCUGCUCACAUGUUUUGCCAGAGGUGGCACACAAAUCAGGGUCGUUGUCAAGUGGCCAACUCACGGCCAUUUUCUUGGGUAGUUUGUUGCCCCUUCUUUUGUCGUCUUUUGUUGGCCAUGGCCACUGA
Molecule: messenger RNA, 873 nt
Organism: Ostreobium quekettii
Lineage: Eukaryota; Viridiplantae; Chlorophyta; Ulvophyceae; Bryopsidales; Ostreobiaceae
Source: the annotation of a GenBank genome assembly